GCAUUUUACCUGAACCCCUAGUCCGUAGCCCCGAUGGCGCUGGGAACUUCUACUUCUGGGCGGAUCGCCCUUUCGCGCCAGGUGCCGGCACCAUGCAGCCGGCGAAACCUGGCCGCUUCCCUGCCCCGCAACGCGGAGCGUCUGCGGCACCGGGUGGCGGCGUUUGAGAGCCUCAACACGGACGACCUUAUCCCCACGAAGCUGGAGCUGCUGAAGAAGGUUGCUGGUCUGAACCGCGGGGCUCUAGCCUCGAGCAAUGACAAGUACGAGGUCAGCACGUAUGUGGAUGUGCUUGAGGAGGCGGUGCAGUCCUCUGGUGCGCCAGUGGACAUGAACGCCGUGCAGGGCAAGUGGGAGCUCAUCUACAGCAGCGUGGAGCAGUUCCGCUCGUCGCCAUUCUUCUGGGCCUUCCAGGAAGGCCUGGUGCAAAGCCGCGAUAUCGCGUCCCAGAUCUUCAAGUUCACCGACUCGCUGCCAGGCGCCACCAUCGGUGCCGCCUUCCAGACCAUAUCCUUCGACACGGGCAAGCUCAUCAGCGAGGUGGACAUUGAGGUUUUCCCCGCCAUCCGUGGCACUGUGGUGACAACCAGUGAGGUGGAGGUUGACCCGCCCCGCAACCUCAACGUCACGGUGCAGACGACCCGCGUGUCCAACAGCAACGUGCUGCCCUUCGUGGACAACGUGUCGGUGCCGGUGCAGGAGAUUGUCGAGGGCAUUCGUGGCCCCGGCUCCACCCGCGUUGCUGUGGAGAUUACGUACGUGGACAGCGACAUGCGCAUUGCACGCACGCGGCCGGACGGCGAGGUCUUUGUGUACCGUCGCGUGUAAGAGAGUGUGUACUAAAGUCGGGACAAUUGGGGCGACCGCUGGACCUGAGUAUUGUUUUAGAGAGGAACUGAGUGGCGUACUAAGCGUGAGCGGUGUGCAUGUGAGCUUGGUACUGUGUGACCCUGUGUGACCCGAAGGAACUGACGUCAAGUGACAGCACUCGAAGCUGCCAGGGCGCAGCUAUGGAAAUAUGUAUGGAAGAAGUGCACGAAGCCUUACGCGGUGCGUGCUGAAGCAAUAGCUGCGGGCUAAAGUAUUUGGCAGAGGAUGUGGUGUGCCCGAUUGCCCGCCGGUUGCGCUUUUUGUGCGCCUGGCAGCCCUGGCUAGCCUUACUUCACCGCCCCGGUUAUCGCUUGUACUAGGCGUGGACCAAACACUUGCGUUGCCCCGUGUGGCAACGCAACGAGUGGAAGCCUCGGAUGCCCCCGGUCCCGCCAGUGACGUUGACAAGGUCAAGGUGUGCACGGCAGGAAUUCUGGAAGCCGCUACAGCC
This is a messenger RNA of Chlamydomonas reinhardtii, 1321 nucleotides long. RefSeq lists its product as uncharacterized. The record is from RefSeq and is a predicted model, not a curated record. The transcript has 6 exons. The coding region runs from base 34 to 828 and encodes 264 amino acids. Lineage: Eukaryota; Viridiplantae; Chlorophyta; Chlorophyceae; Chlamydomonadales; Chlamydomonadaceae.